UGGGCUGUGUUGACUCGCUCCUCUCUGGAUGCUUUGGAAGAGCUGGUGGACAGCUGAGAGCUGCUAGCUGUCGGCAGAGCUCUGGUGUUUUCAGCCGCCGGCUGUACCUGGGACCUUACCUGCUGACAUCUGGCAACAGUUUUGGAUGGAGCAGUCGUGAUCCUACUAACGAUUUCUUGUGCUGAUUCACUCUUAAUUACCAAAGGCUGGAGAUUUGAUCCUGGUCAAUGUAUGUAGCACUUACCUCAACUCCAACAGAAAUGAAUGCCAACAGUAUGCCUAAACAAGUUGAGGUGAGGAUGCACGAGAGUCACCUGGAGCCCAUUGAGGCCAGGCCUCAGUCCAAAUGUGCCAACAUCUGCUCCAAGAUGUUCAAGAACCUUCUGCUCACACUCACCAUCCUCGGUGUGAUCUUGGGAGCUGUAUCAGGGAUGUUGCUUCGUGUCGCCUCCCCGAUCCACCCAGAUAUUGUCAUGGUGAUUGCUUUUCCCGGAGACAUCCUGAUGAGAAUGCUGAAGAUGUUGAUCCUGCCUCUCAUCAUCUCCAGUUUAAUCACAGGUCUGGCCGGUUUGGAUGCCAAAUCCAGCGGUCGCCUUGGCACCAGAGCUAUGGUCUACUACAUGACCACCACUGUUAUUGCUGCUGUCUUGGGAGUCAUCCUGGUGUUAGUCAUCCACCCUGGCAACCCCAAACUGAAGGAGAAUCUGGGCGAGGGCGAGAAAAACGAUGAAGUGUCCAGCUUAGAUGCCUUCUUUGAUCUGAUCAGGAACUUAUUCCCAGAGAACCUGGUGCAGGCCUGUUUCCAACAGAUCCAGACCGUCACAAAGAAGGUAGAGGUGGUCAUUGAGGAGGAUGUCAAUGCCACCACCAUGGAGGGACUGGUGGCUAACAUUACCAAGGAUCCUCAGUUCAUUGUCAAAAAGUCCCUGCAGUUCAAAAGUGGCAUGAAUGUUCUGGGUCUGAUUGGUUUCUUUAUUGCAUUUGGCAUCUGCAUGGGCAAGAUGGGAGAGAAGGCCAGACUCAUGCUUGAAUUCUUCAGUAUCCUCAAUGAGAUUGUGAUGAAACUUGUCAUCUGUAUCAUGUGGUACUCUCCCUUUGGUAUUGCCUGUCUCAUCUGUGGUAAGAUCAUCUCCAUCAAGGACCUGGAGGUGGUGGGCAGGCAGCUGGGUAUGUACAUGGUUACUGUGAUUAUUGGCCUCAUCAUCCACGGAGCAAUCUUCCUGCCCGCCAUCUACUUUGCUAUUGUCAGAAAAAAUCCCUUCACCUUCUUCCUGGGCAUCUUCCAGGCCUGGAUCACUGCCCUGGGGACAGCCUCCAGUGCUGGUACACUGCCUGUCACCUUCCGUUGUCUGGAGGAGAACUUAGGUAUUGACAAGAGAGUCACUCGUUUUGUGCUCCCAGUCGGUGCCACCAUCAACAUGGAUGGAACUGCUCUGUAUGAGGCGGUUGCAGCCAUCUUCAUCGCCCAAAUGAACGGCAUCAUACUUGACCCUGGUCAGAUUAUCACUGUCAGCCUGACAGCCACCCUGGCCAGUGUUGGAGCGGCCAGUAUUCCCAGUGCCGGCCUGGUGACUAUGCUCUUGAUCCUGACCGCUGUAGGCCUGCCAACCCAAGACAUCAGUCUGCUGGUUGCUGUUGACUGGCUGCUGGAUCGAUUCAGGACAUCGGUGAACGUGGUGGGUGACUCCUACGGUGCAGGCAUCGUGUACCACCUCUCCAAGGCUGAGCUUGAGGAGCUGGACGCACACGCGGCCAAAUCCGACGACAUUGAAAUGAUGACGAAGACCCAGUCUUAUUACGAUGACAUGAAGAACCACCGCGAAAACAAUUCCAACCAGUGCGUCUUAACCUCUACCGCUACCGCUAGCACAACCUCUACCGCUACCCCCACUGCUAACAAUUCUGUCGUAGUAGAUGAAUGCAAGGUAACCUCAGCCACUAACGGCUCUGCUGCGGAGUGCACGCUUGUUGAGGAGGGACCAUGGAAACAUGAAUAAUGGCAGCACAGAGAUCCCCUGCUCCUGGGCUCCACAAGCUUUCCUAUCUGGUGAUAAAAAAAGAGUGAAUGAAAAAAAGUCACACGAACAGAACUACUAAAAUUGUUGUUGUUUUUUUUAAAUGUAGUUUAGUUUUCUUUUUCUUUUCUUUUUUAUUAGUCCCUAUAAAGGUUUUUGUAACUGUCUAUCUGACUGAUAUAUAAUACUAAUUCACUUAACCGUGAAAUGAUAACAGAGGCAUACUUUACCUGUUAGAGUACAUUAUGUCCGCAUAGCAGAUACUUGCACAACAUACUUCAAGGCUUGGGGAGGGAAGGAAGAGAAAAAAUGUUAGAUAAGCUAUUCCUAGCAAUACAUCAGGGUUCUCCAUUUAUAAGAGAAGGUAUUAAGAUGAGAGAAGAAGUGUCUGUGUAACAUGGGAUGCACUGAGAUCAUCUUCCAUCUUUCAUCCGGGCGAUUCAUUAUUCUAAUGCCAGAGGAUGAGUGGGAGUUAAAGCAUUAAUCAUGACAACCAACGUAAUGUUUGAACUGAACCUCCCUGCUUUAUAUCACGGUCAGUACCAUCAACAUGUGUGCAUCAAGCCACUUCUUUUCCUUGUCAGCUCAGUCUCUCAUCUAAGAACAUCACUUUUGAUUCUCAAACUGUCAGAGACUUUAAAAUGCAUCUGACUGCAUUUGCCCUGUAUUACCCUAGCCCUGAGGUCCAGCAAACUGAUGAAGGUAGGAGGCAGGGAGAACAGUAAUGAACAGUAUAACCACACUGAGCCUCAAAACAUAAAAGCACAGUCACAGUGGAAUUAUAAAGCACAAAUCAUACCAUGGACGCCAUUUUUAUCCCCCUUUGGUUUUCCUUUUGUUGUCUACUGUAAAGGAAAGGGACUUUGUUUUCUUUGUGUCACCUGUGGAGUGAGAUAUAAAACUUGUUUGCGUGUGUGUCUGUGUGUGUGUGAGAGAGAGAGAGAGAGAGAGAGAGAGAGAGAGAGAGAGAGAGAGAGAGAGAGAGCUGGGGUUAAGAACAUGACCAAGUCAAUUAUAGGGACCAAACAGGCAGAAAAUCAAUCAACUCACAGAGGCCCUUGAACUGCCUCCAUGACGUCACUCACAACACAUUUUUCAGUUUUCUUACAUUGAUGUCCAUAAACUGGCUGCCACAGCAGCUGGCAUAUACCACAUUUUCCGAGGAAGCCUAAAAGCUAAGAAAACCACUGUCCGAAAUAUGAAACUGUAUACUCUCCCUUCCUCCAAAAAAGAACUUCGAUGCCAAUGAAAUUAAAAGAACAUCUGCGCCAAAAUGAUUAUUGUAAAAGUAAACAAUAAUACAUAAUUGACAAAUCUGAAUAAUUUGUAGCACAAAAAAGAGAUUAUAUAGAGCACAAACAGAGUGACAGAGCACAAUUAAAGCCAGUGUUUACAAUGUUCAUGCACAUUCCAGUCGUUCCGUGUCGACACUGAUCGUGUUCCAAGUUUAAAAUGUAAAUGGUGUUUUCAUUUACAUACAUAAGUACAGCAGAAGACACUCAGGCAUGUUUACUCUUUUACAGAACAAAAAUAAUCCUAAAAUGUUUACUUGCUCACUAUAGAGCUUCAAAACAAUGGCCUCCUAAACAGCACAACUUUUGAAAGCGUUGACUAUGAAAAUGGUGACAGUUAACAGCAAAGGUCUUUGUUGAAAGACAGUCAUUUUAUAAUACGAUAAUAUGCUGGAGAGGGACGUUUCCUAGCACAUACAAGGAAGCAUACACCUAGACUACACUAUUUCAGACAUUCCAGUGAUUGAAUGAUGCUCGAUCCUUCUGCAUACUCUCUGGAAGCACAGACCCAGUUAUUACUGACAGAAACAGAAACAUAAAUAAUAGAAAGAAAAAGAAACACAGGAAGAAGUAGGCUAGUGCAGCGCUCAGCUGUCAGAAGGAUUCUUGGCUUGCACAAACAGAGACAGAUCACUGAUCGCACACUCUUUCGGGAGGCUUACCAGCUUCUUGUUUAGGCAGACCUAAAAGGGUAAACAACAAUAUAUUUUAGCCACCAGAGCUCAAGACUGUUUCUACAAACCCUAGAUGCUGCAGCUGUGUGUCCAUAUUGGUGCAAAUAGUUUUUUUUUAUUUUAAGGAAACUCAGAACAGAUCAAUGGACACUUCACAUGCAUUAUGUCAGAAUGUUGCCAACUAUCAGGUAAUAUGAAUAUAUAUAUAUUCCUCUCAUAGAACCAAAUGGCUUAAAAAAACAACCUGCAAACAGAAACAAAGUUGGACUACUGGCUGUUAAUCUUUUUUGUGAACCUGUUGAAUGAGAGGUGAGACUUCUCUGAUGUGGCUGUGGAUUUGAUUUCUUUAUCAGUAUUGUGUCCUUCUCUCCUGUCUUGUUUCUUUUCAUGUGUGCUUAAUGACAACCUUGCCUUGAAGAUGUUCACUUCAGACGAAUGCCAACAACAAAUGCCAAUUAAAGUAACUUUAGGAAACUUAACAAAACAGCUAGCACAGCACUCUGUCCUUUAGACGUCUUUUACUUUGCUUUUAUUUAGCUUGGCAAACAGACGUGUGCUUUGAUACAAGAUAGAGCACGCUUGGUGUUCUGCAGUACACACCGCACAGACUGACGCACACCAUACACACAAAAAAAAGCGCGCACACACACACACACACACACACACACACACACACACACACACACACAUACAAACACACGCUCGCACACACAUUCAUAUUUUUUUUUGCCAAAUGCACACAUAAAAAGACACACUCUUAAACCUCGAAGGUCACUACAUUUUUAACUGUAAUGAGCAAGCUGCAGAGCACAGCACUGGUGCCCUAAUGGGCCCUUUGAGCCUGAUAUUUUGAGCUUCAGGAAAAGAAAAAUUCUCUCCAGUUAGGAGACAAUGCAGACCAUAGUGUCAUCGAUGGGGAUUGAGUGUUGGACCACUAUUAUGUUCAAACUCACGGUUUUAGAAGCAUGGAUAAAAUAAAAAUGAUUAUUUUUUUGCACCACCAUCUUAAAAGCAUGAUAUUUUGAAGUGCCUCCUUGCACUUUGUGUAUAUAUUGUAGGUAACAGAUGUUUUUUUUUUUUGUUCCUUUUGUUUUCUUUUGGAGGCAUUGAAAUGGUAUAUAGGAAUAUAGUUUCAUUGCUGUGACAUUUUUAAUGUAAUCCUUUAGAAAACAAUUAUAUCAUCUAUGUCCUGAGUAAAAUUAGAUUAGACAAAAUGUAUAGAGAGGAAAUUGUGUAAUAAAUUGCUUGUUUUUUUUUUUAUUCUCUAAUAGCUGUUAACUAGUUGUUUUACUUACCUGUCACACACCAAUAUAUAAAUAUCUUUUUUUUUUAUCUAAUGUAAGCAUUUUGAAUGUUUGUUCCAUGAAGAUAUAAGCAGUGUGCAUUCAUUUUCAUUGUACAUAAAUAAAUAUAUAAUUGUUCUGUUCAGUGGCGAUGCAGAAUUUCCGGAAAUUACAGUGAUCCUGAAGCAAAGACGCUGGUUGCAUGACAAAGAGAAAGAGAGUGAGAAAGAGAGAGAGAGAGAGAAAGAGAGCGAGGGAAGUUUUUGGUUUGAAAAAAGGGGGCCAACAUGAGAUAUAUUGGUGGUGGAAAAUUACUAUGCUAAACAUUCCUGUAAAGAGAGACAAAGCAAAAGGUCACAUUUGUCCUGUAUGUAGGAUAGAGUGAGGAAUCAAACACAGCCUAGUAGUUGAUUUGAGUGAAAGAACAAACAGAUGUAUUCAGAUGCCUGUUAAUAGUAUAAAGCAACAUUCCUCAGGUGACUCAUCUGAAGCAUUUUUUCUUUUCAAUGAAGAAAAGGGGCUUUAGUCUUUGGCACCCUUGUUUACCUGGUGCAAGUGCAUUUAAAGCUGCAAGACAUGGAAUUCUGGAUCUUUUAGAUUUUGCGUUACCCUGUCUACAUGCCACAUAUUCACACAUUUGACCGCUGACGUGCCAUCAAAAUAAUGGAGGUUUAUAGAAAUCCCACUUGGUAAACUGCCUUGACUCCACUUGCCUUUUUUUGCUUUCUUCACAGAAUCUAUAUACACACACUGGAACUUGCUAAGCUAAAUGGUAUUGAUGUAAUGGAAAUUGAUUGACACUGUAUUUUAAAUUAAAGAGCCAGUACAUCUUCAAACUUGUCCUUUUCUACUGCAAUGUGUCUUUUUGACGAAACUCCUAAACAGAGCUGAUAACCUGUCUCACUCCUGCCUACAACGUGCUUUCCUUACUUUUCUAGGCCUUCCCUCUUUGUAAAGCUGUUGUAAUUCUGAUGUAAAGGCAGAGCGUAUGUGUGGGGGAGAUACACUAUUGAGAAAAAAAAGACAAAAAAAGACAUAAAUACUUUCCUCCGUCUAUGGUAUACAUAAAAAAGCUGUUUCUACAUAUCAAUAAGUGUUGUACCUUUGGUGUACAUAUACAAAUAUAACUAAUAAAUGUUGAUUCAUAACUAAA
Perca fluviatilis (European perch) is the source of this 6417-nucleotide messenger RNA. RefSeq names its product solute carrier family 1 member 2b (gene slc1a2b). NCBI's taxonomy places the organism in Eukaryota, Metazoa, Chordata, Actinopteri, Perciformes, Percidae. Bases 228 to 1997 code for a protein of 589 amino acids. The transcript is spliced from 11 exons. Gene Ontology annotation, biological process: L-glutamate transmembrane transport. Gene Ontology annotation, molecular function: neutral L-amino acid transmembrane transporter activity; glutamate:sodium symporter activity; L-glutamate transmembrane transporter activity. Gene Ontology annotation, cellular component: plasma membrane. The record is from RefSeq and is a predicted model, not a curated record.